AUGGAUUGCACGUACAAGACUAAUAAGUUCGAUCUUCCUCUUCUCAAUGUCAUCUCACUUACUGGAAUGGACACUGUAAUCCGUAGCCGAGAAUCAUUUCGCAUGAUAGAGACCAAGCGUUAA
Phytophthora nicotianae INRA-310 is the source of this 123-nucleotide messenger RNA. RefSeq lists its product as hypothetical. Bases 1 to 123 code for a protein of 40 amino acids. The transcript has 2 exons. The record is from RefSeq and is a predicted model, not a curated record. NCBI's taxonomy places the organism in Eukaryota, Oomycota, Peronosporomycetes, Peronosporales, Peronosporaceae.